This is a messenger RNA of Rodentolepis nana, 150 nucleotides long. NCBI's taxonomy places the organism in Eukaryota, Metazoa, Platyhelminthes, Cestoda, Cyclophyllidea, Hymenolepididae. The record is from the annotation of a GenBank genome assembly.
GAUAUCAAGUCACUUGAAACGGAGGACGAUAUGAUUGCGUUUAUGUUGUAUCAUGGAGACCAUUUGGUGGAUACCCUCGGUGCGGAGAUUAAUCAAAUCGAGGAAAGCAUCAAGAUGGCAGCAAAAUCGGAUGAUUUGACUAGGUUUUGA